Chaetomium globosum CBS 148.51 is the source of this 315-nucleotide messenger RNA. RefSeq lists its product as uncharacterized. The transcript has a single exon. Lineage: Eukaryota; Fungi; Ascomycota; Sordariomycetes; Sordariales; Chaetomiaceae. The coding region runs from base 1 to 315 and encodes 104 amino acids. The record is from RefSeq and is a predicted model, not a curated record.
AUGGAAGGAGUUGAUCGUCGCUGCCACCCUGCAACUCAGGCAGGUGCGGAGGAAUCUGGAAACAGCCAGCUCCGCGAAAAUCAAGGCAGUGCAACCGUCGCCAGCUGGUCACCAGGAGGCUGCCAGCGGGCGAACAAGCCCCCAACCGCUAAUCAUGCCCAGACGGUCUGGCCCAGGGGCGCCAAGAAUAUACGUACCGCUUUAGGUGGCAUAAUCUCUGGCGCCAAUAUUUCUUCUGCUGCAAACCAAGCGUGCGUGCGUGCCAGCGGAACCGAGAGGCAGACAGACGAAGACGCAUUUGGCUGGAUCCGCUAA